AUGCAGAUACAGAACAUCUCCUUCCUUCUCAAUCCCGACCGUUUCACCAACGAGGUCCUUCGUGGUGCUCAUUCAGCUGCGCGAAUUCCCGCCCACAGAGCCUCAAGAGCCGGUCUCGCGCCCGACCAAGUCAAGAUUAAAGAGAAGUACGGUGGCGGCUACCCCGCACACGUCGAGGGCAUGCACCACCUCCACUGCCUCAACCUCCUACGAAAGUCAUUGGCAUGGAACUUCGCAUACUACCAAGCCCAAGGCCGAGGCCCGUUCUCCAACGACCCUGACAUCUUGAAGUACCACGUCACACACUGUCUCGACAUCCUCCGCCAACAACUCAUGUGCACGGUCGACAUUGGGGUACUAGGACAGGUGUGGUACCAGCCAGAGGGUAAAGCGCCAGAGCCUUUCGUAGAUUUCAACACGGUGCACAAGUGUAGGAACUUCGAAGAUGUGAGGGGGUGGGCGGAGAGGCACCAGCUACCCCCUGCGAAGGAUACGCCGGUGGAUUUUUUGGAGCUGCCGAGGGAGGGAGACAGGGUGUGGACGGAGGUUCCGUGA
This is a messenger RNA of Didymosphaeria variabile, 555 nucleotides long. RefSeq lists its product as uncharacterized. Gene Ontology annotation, biological process: mycotoxin biosynthetic process. The coding region runs from base 1 to 555 and encodes 184 amino acids. The transcript has 4 exons. The record is from RefSeq and is a predicted model, not a curated record. Lineage: Eukaryota; Fungi; Ascomycota; Dothideomycetes; Pleosporales; Didymosphaeriaceae.